CAGCAGUGCUAAGGGAGCCGCACAUUUUAUAUCAAGCCUUGUAUUCUCCUUAAUUAGAACCCAUAGCGUCAUUAAAGCCUUUUUCUGAUCCUGGUCCGUUGUUCUAAAUUGUUGCAUGCAUUACUUCGAUGGUGCACUGAGUUUUAUUUCCAGCUAGACCUUUGCAUUCGCCCUCACCUCCUUUCAAAUUGUAAGGAUUGUCUUCGAAAGGGUGUUUUUUUCUUUUUGGGCGGAAGCGUGGUUUGCUGGAAGGAGGGAGACAGAAGCAGAGAGUGUUUGUUGGAGAAGCUUCAUCAAACUGAAAAUAGCAAUGGAGUGUCAACGUUGGUUACCACUGGAAGCGAAUCCUGAUGUCAUGAACCAGGUGAGUUACCGGAGCUGCAGAGGCUGCAAAGGGGAGACAGUGGUGCUGUUCGACUCCUGUUUGUGCAGCAACUAGGAUUACUGCCCACCUGGCAAUUUGGUGACGUCUUUGGAAUGGAUCCGGAACUACUGAGUUUGGUGCCACGACCCGUUUGCUCGAUUCUUUUACUCUUCCCAGUUACAGAAAAGUAUGAAGCGUUCAAGCAAGAGGAGGAAGCAGAAAUAAACUCUAAAGGGCAGAAGGUUGAUCCACAAGUUUAUUUCAUGAAACAAACCAUCAGUAACGCCUGCGGAACUGUCGGCCUUAUACACGCACUGGCUAACAAUCGCGAUAAAUUGGAAUUUGAACCUAAUUCAGUUAUGAAAAAGUUUUUGGAUGAUUCAUCCCCCUUAAGUCCUGAAGAAAAAGCAAAAUACCUAGAAAAAGAUGAGAGUAUUCGUGUUACACAUGAAUUCAGUGCACAGGAAGGACAAACUGAGGCACCAAGUUUAGAUGAGAAAGUGGAUUUGCAUUUCAUAACCUUUGUAAAUGUUGAUGGAUAUCUGUAUGAAUUGGAUGGACGCAAACCAUUCCCAAUAAAUCAUGGAAGCACUUCGGCUGAUAACUUUCUCGAGGAUGCAAUAGAAGUUUGUAAGAAGUUUAUGCAACGUGACCCCGAUGAAUUACGGUUUACAGUGGUGGCUCUCCAUAAGCCAUAGAGUGCUUCAAAUUGGCAGGAAAUGGAAAAAAGGAGCUCCAAAACCCAGACUUGAAUUGGCUUCCAGCGAUGUUGUUUUACUCCAGUCCCCGAGCUUGUGAUAGUCUUGAUCUGCUUCGACUCCUGUAAAGACUUGAUUUGAUACCUUUCUGGAAUAUGUCCAAUUGUUCCUCCCUCCAGAUGUCUGAUAGCAAAGUGUACAUUUGUGUGUACUUUUUGUUCUAUCUCCUGUCACAGCAGUCCUCCAUUUCUGAAACUUUCCCCAGUCAACGUCCCCAGUGACUAACACAAUAGAAAUUCAUCUGAAGGGAAGGGGCUGCGAGGUCUUUGGUAUAGUGUUCGCCCCAGCUGUACUUUGAUCAUUGACUAGCUAACAAAUGGACAUUUUGCAAUAGCUGGAAAAUUGUAUGCAAGAGCAGGCAAAAAUCUGCUCACUGCAUUCUAAAUGUGCUCAAUAAAUUAACUAUUGGUA
Molecule: messenger RNA, 1533 nt
Organism: Hemiscyllium ocellatum (epaulette shark)
Lineage: Eukaryota; Metazoa; Chordata; Chondrichthyes; Orectolobiformes; Hemiscylliidae
Gene: uchl3
Product: ubiquitin carboxyl-terminal esterase L3 (ubiquitin thiolesterase)
Exons: 9
Coding region: 478-1062 (194 amino acids)
Biological process (GO): protein deubiquitination; ubiquitin-dependent protein catabolic process
Cellular component (GO): cytoplasm
Molecular function (GO): cysteine-type deubiquitinase activity
Source: RefSeq, a predicted model, not a curated record